UUUGUGUCAUAGAUAAUACACUGUUUGUGUCAAAAAAAUAAAAAAAAAUCGAUUUCGAAUUUAGAUUAAAAUUUAUAAUUUCGAAUUUCGAUUUCAAACAAAAAUUUGCAAAGAUAAGAUUCAAGAUCAAGAAGCUGAGCUGAGUGUCUUUAAUAUUAUUGUGUUUUGGCGUAAUUAUUAAUUAAUAUAAUUGUAAAAGCACAAUUUUAGCCGCACUGUCUUUUAAACCCUGUGUGUUGAUAUGUUUUUUUUAAAAAUUAGCUGUAUCAAAGUUUAGAAAACAAAACAAUAAUUUUGUUUUGAUAUUGGUAUUUUGGUGAAUAGAAUGGUGCAAACAUGUUACAUAUGCAAAUGGAGGGCAGACAAGGAACCGAGGAGAUCUUUUCAUAAGUUUCCAUAUGAUGAGGCAGAGAAGCAGAAGUGGCUGGACAUCAUUGGCAAGAGUCACGUGUCGCUGGGCAAGCGUACAUCCGUGUGCUCCAUACACUUUGACACAUCUUGCUUCCGCUAUGGGCUGGUGAACGGCAGGGAGCUGCUGCGACAGGGCAGCGUACCCACACUGCAGCUCACUCGGCCUCCAGAGGUGGACCCGUAUGAGGAUCUGUAUAACAUGCACAAAGUUGAGGAAAUUGAGAUAAAGAUAGAGCCCGACAGUCCAGAGGAUUGGGAGAAACCUCCCGACAUACACACAGACAUGGAGGAAUUGCCCAGUGCAGACGGAGUUACUAUUGACUGCAUCCCUUCUGAAAUGAAGACCGAAGUUGAAGCACCAGCUAUACCUGUCACUGUAGAAAUUCCCCAAACAUCAAAUAAAAGAAGAAGUAAACAGAAGAAAGAAGUGGAGAAUAUUAAAUUAGUCAACAUGGACAUUUCUAAACGCAAAGAGUUCACCAAGAAGCAAGCGUUAGUCAGAAUGUUAGUAGAACGAUUGAGAAGAGAUCACGUCAAACUGAAGAACUACAUACAGACUUUAGAAGAACAGCAGAAGACUGUCAGACGGAGAAGGAAAAAGAAGGAAGUGUAGAAGACAAGUGUAUAUAGGAUCUAUUCUCAAUUUAUUAUUUGUAAAUAAAAUAUCAUUAAAUAACAAUAAAAUAUUUAUAACUUGUAA
Messenger RNA from Bicyclus anynana (squinting bush brown), 1111 nucleotides. Its product is annotated as THAP domain-containing protein 1. Gene Ontology annotation, molecular function: sequence-specific DNA binding. Bases 326 to 1024 code for a protein of 232 amino acids. The record is from RefSeq and is a predicted model, not a curated record. Lineage: Eukaryota; Metazoa; Arthropoda; Insecta; Lepidoptera; Nymphalidae. The transcript is spliced from 4 exons.